Molecule: messenger RNA, 907 nt
Organism: Phragmites australis (common reed)
Lineage: Eukaryota; Viridiplantae; Streptophyta; Magnoliopsida; Poales; Poaceae
Exons: 5
Coding region: 230-793 (187 amino acids)
Biological process (GO): regulation of lipid metabolic process
Cellular component (GO): mitochondrion
Source: RefSeq, a predicted model, not a curated record
UUUGGUUAGAGUGAUUUGUCAAGAAGAAGAGUUUCCUUGGUUAGGAAGAAGAAGAGUUUCCUUGGUUAGGAAGAAGAAGAGUCAAAAUUCAGAAAGCCCCGAUCUUAGUUUGCUUUACAGGAACCAUUUUCCGUUCCGUUCCGUUCCGUUCCGUUUGACAGGAAGCCCUGCCCACCCUCCCUCCCGUCCGCAUCGAUUCGAGGAGGAGCAGAGAUCGAAGCGGCCGUGAAUGGCGCUGCCGGUGGCGAAGCUGGGGACCCUGGCGUUGCGGACGCUGUCCAAGCCCAUCGCCAGCCGCCUCAAGAGCCAGGCCGCUGUCCACCCCAAGUUCCGCAACUUCAUCAUUGGCAUCGCUCAGAUAAACCAUCGUAUCACUACAAAGAUACAAAGGCGUAUUUAUGGUCAUGCAACAGAUGUGGAGAUCAGACCUUUAGAUGAGCAGAAGGCAGUACAAGCAGCUACUGAUCUCAUUGGGGAAGGCUUUAUCUUUUCGGUCGCUGUUGCUGCUUUAAUUUUUGAGGUGCAAAGAAGUGCAAGGUCAGAGGCUAGGAAGGAGGAAGGUCGUAAACAGGAACUUGAGGAAUUGAAGCAAAGGGGAGAGAGUUUAGGUAAAGAACUGGAAGAUCUUAAAUUGAAGCUCAGUGAAAUUGAGCGCCUUGCUAAAGGACGAGGUCUUUCAGGAAUCUUGAACUUCAAAGGUGUCCAUGGGGCAGAAGGUGUUCUGUUGCCAUGCCCAUUCUUUGGUGAAUGGAUCAAAAUUUAUAUUGGUUUGUCCAUGAACACCCUGAAAUAAUACAGUGCAAGAAAAAGGUGCACUAUAGGCUACUUCUGGGUCAGUAACCACAGAACACAUCAAGUUGAGAGCAUGUCAGAAGUAUAGUUUCAACUGAUUCUUUCUUUUGCUAAA